AAACAAAUAAUUUGUAUUAACACUUGGCGAAGCAGUGAGGGGUAUAAAGGGAAAAAGAAAAAAAAGGAAGAAAGGAGGGUUGGUUUUGGUGACGGAGAGAGAGAGAAAGAGAGAGAGACAAAGGUCCUCUUCCCCGUCCUUCGAGACGGUUUUCAUACUCCUUCCCCCUUCAUCCCCAGGUUGAUCUGCAUUUGAAUCUUAAGGUUCCUGAUUUAUUUUUUUGAAACAUGGAUGGAGUUCUUUUCUCGUCAAGUUGCCACAAUUAUUGUUUGUUUUCAUCUGAAGAAAUGCUCGACUGGCGUUACUUCAUCCUUGGAAAAUUUAUUCCGGUUUCCUUUGUUAAUUGCACUUAGUUGUCUGUUCGCCUUUAGUGAUCAGCACAGUGUGCUGGAUGCUUGUUUUUUCUGAGACAAGUGCUGCAUCUUUAUGGAAAUUGUACAAUGCAUUGCUGACCCAACAUCCAGUUGAAAUAACCGAACAAUCAACUUCUGGGGGAUGAAGUAUAUAAACUGGUGUCUGAUAUGGAUACUGCUUGUAUCUUUAGGGUUGGAUAAGCAAUUGCAUUGAAACAGUGCAGACUAUAGUUUUUAAUAAUUGUUGUCUUUGUCCCAAUGAGUAUUGGUGAUAGCUGAACUUUCUUUAAUAAUGCCUAAGUAGACUAUAUCAAGUGGCAAUUGUUGAAGUUCUAAGUGUUAGGUCACGGUGAUUUUAGGUAGAGAUUAAUCCUGUAGCAUUGAUCAAUCAUUUCAGUUAGACCUAAGAAAUGCUAUUAUGAUAUGUAGUAAUUGUUCAUUUCUACCUUCUGCGACCUGCUACCGUUACAAAGCCACAAGUCUAUUAAGUAUUAAUCAAUAAGGCUAUGCAGUUCUUCCAUCAGAAAGUUUCUGCUUUUUGCCAUUUUUUUGUCACAACAAAGAAUUGACAGUGGAAUUUGCUGGACCAGCGGAUAUCUGUAAUAUUUUAUACUCCUUUCUCAGCAUUGUCUGCUAUAGUUAAAUUCUAUCUAUCUUUCGAAUAAAGAGCCGAUUUGGGUUCUGUUGGAACAAUGGAGAGGUACAAAUUAAUUAAGGAAGUUGGUGAUGGAACAUUUGGGAGUGUUUGGAGAGCCAUUAAUAAGCAAAGCGGUGAAAUUGUUGCAAUCAAGAAAAUGAAGAAGAAAUAUCACUCUUGGGAGGAGUGUGUAAACUUGAGAGAAGUUAAGUCAUUACGAAAAAUGAAUCACUCAAAUAUUGUUAAGCUGAAGGAAGUUAUUCGAGAAAGUGACAUUCUGUACCUUGUUUUUGAGUACAUGGAAUGUAACCUUUACCAACUUAUGAAAAAAAGGGAAACGCUGUUUUCUGAUGAUGAAGUUAGAAACUGGUGUUUUCAAGUUUUCCAAGGUCUUGCGUACAUGCACCAGCGUGGAUACUUUCAUCGUGAUCUAAAGCCUGAAAACAUACUGGUCACCAAGGGUAUCAUCAAAAUUUCUGAUUUCGGCCUAGUGCGAGAGAUCAGCUCACAACCACCGUAUACUGAGUAUGUCUCCACACGGUGGUAUCGUGCUCCUGAAGUCCUGCUUCAGUCUUUCCUUUAUAGCUCCAAAGUUGACAUGUGGGCAAUGGGGGCUAUUAUGGCUGAGUUGUUCACUCUCCGUCCACUAUUUCCGGGUAGCAGUGAAGCAGAUGAGAUAUACAAAAUAUGCAGUGUGAUAGGUAGUCCAACAACUGAAUCUUGGGCAGAUGGACUCAAACUUGCUAGGGAUAUCAACUAUCAAUUUCCACAGCUAGCUACUGCUGAUCUCUCUGUACUGAUUCCGUCCAGAAGCGAUGAUGCAAUCGACCUUAUCAAAUCACUUUGUUCAUGGGAUCCCUGCAAGAGACCUACUGCAGCAGAGGCCCUUCAGCAUCCUUUCUUCCAGAGCUGCUUUUACAUCCCUCCAUCGCUUCGCACCAGACCUGUAACCAGAACUCCUCCAUCUGUUGGAAUAAGUGGAGCAGUGGAUCGGCAAACUGUCAAGAGAUAUUCUGGUGCAUUGCCUAAUUCGAAACUCACCAAUAAUUUUUCUUCCAUGAAAUUACACCCUUCUUUAGCUCCAGCUGUGCAACGGAAGCUGGAUAUGGCAAAAGAGGAUGGAAUUAAAAAUAAGAAAUCGACGAAGACCACUCAACAAUCAAAGUAUCAACCACCAGGGAAAGCCAGCCCGACUUCUGUAAACAAGGUGAGGACUGCACGCGGGGUUUCAGAAACAGCUGACAAGCUGGCCAACAUGUCAAUUCCUACUAGAAGACAUUCCUUCGGUCAAACUCGUCCACCUCCAAUGAAGGCCGGAGUUAAUUGGGUUUCUGAACCUGGAAACAUCCUGCUCAGGUCCUCCCAGCAGAUUCCAACCGGUAGACCUUUCACAAAAAAAGUUGCUGGAUGAAGAAUAAUGACACAAGUAUAUGCUGACUUCGAAAAUUCUUUGAUGAUCAAUACUUUGAAUGUUUGAGUACAAUCUUUCCCGAGAGGAUGCAUGUUUGCACCUGUUCUGAUUACUUGGGUGACGUUUAACAUAUUAGUCCUACUUUUGUUGCUGUUAAACACGUUUUUUCUAAUGUAUCUAUGUAUUCUGUGGCAUUGAUACACAAACUCCUGCUACAGUUAUGCGGAUGUUUUUUAUUUUUGAUGCAUUUCAAUAUUGUGGAAUAUUAAACAGAUUGUGUUAAGACAGUUCCUAUGCAUUAUGAUAUAGUAAACGGCGAUGUUAUAGUA
Molecule: messenger RNA, 2730 nt
Organism: Cicer arietinum (chickpea)
Lineage: Eukaryota; Viridiplantae; Streptophyta; Magnoliopsida; Fabales; Fabaceae
Product: cyclin-dependent kinase F-4-like
Biological process (GO): protein phosphorylation
Molecular function (GO): protein kinase activity; ATP binding
Source: RefSeq, a predicted model, not a curated record